Molecule: messenger RNA, 781 nt
Organism: Python bivittatus (Burmese python)
Lineage: Eukaryota; Metazoa; Chordata; Lepidosauria; Squamata; Pythonidae
Source: RefSeq, a predicted model, not a curated record
AAUCAUUCUGAAGAAAGGGAAAUCCCUUCGGGAGAUCCUGAAAGAAAAAGGGAUGCUGGAGGAAUUCAUGAAGAAAUAUCAUGUUGACCCUGGUCUGAAAUACCGCCCCAACGAAUUCCAUGUUGUUUAUGAAUCAAUUACCAGUUACAUGAGUAAUGAAGGGCAAAGCUAUACCCUAUAUUAUGGGAGUGGUGACUUGACUGUCAGGGUGGGAUAUGAUACUGUGUGGAUUCAGAAUAUCGUCAUUAAGAACCAGGAGUUUGGCUUGAGUGAGGAUGAACCUGACAAUCCAUUCUAUUAUGCCUAUUUUGAUGGAAUUUUGGGAAUGGCUUUUCCCCCUAUAGCUUUUUGGGGAUCACACACUAUCAUGCAGCAGAUGGUGAAUCAAGGACAGCUUUCUGAACCCAUUUUCAGCUUCUAUUUCCCACGCGAACCCACCUAUCAGUAUGGAGGGGAAUUGAUCUUAGGAGGGGAUGACAAUAGGUUUGCCAUUGGCAACCAGGCUACUGGCUGGUGCAGUGGUGGAUGCCAGGGAAUUGUAGAUACAGGAACCUUUCUGCUCGCUGUCCCACAACAGUACAUUGGCACAUUCCUGAAUACUCUAGGAGCAACAGAAAGUAACUAUGAAGACGGUGGAAGUUGUGUAGUUGCAAUUGAGACCACGUAUGUUCCAUCUCGGAAUGGACAACCUCUGUGGAUCCUGGGUGAUGUCUUCCUUAAGGAAUAUUACUCCGUCUUCGAUCUGGCCAACAACAGAGUGGGCUUUGCAAAAUCAGCUUAG